AGUCUUUCUGCUUCAAGCAUUUUGUGUCCGCCACUGUUCAUCUCAUUGACUCAAUGGCGCCUAAGUCUUCGACUCUCAUUCCAUCAGAGGAGGUCGUCACUGACCCUUCUCAAGUGAUGCCAGUGGUUGCUGAUGAUGUCAGCGACGGUUCCAACUCUUCGGAGGAGAGCGAGACUGAACAUUCGGAUGGUACGGAAGAUGAGCAAAACUCUCCACGUAGUGGCGAUGGUCAGGAGAGUGACAAGGACAAGGACAAGACGCCAAGGAAUGACCCGGGUAGUUCUUCCUCCGCUGUUGCUACUGGUGCGUCGGAGACCUUCACUGUGCCCGAGUCCUUCAUUGACGCCGUCUUUGAGGAGGAGGUCAACCAGGCGCUGGUGAACAAGGACGAGGCAGAGUUGAGGAUGCUUUUGAGCAAGGGCAUGAACAUCAACAAGUUCUACUAUGACAAGUGCGUGGAGUUGCGAGCGGCCGGUAACAAGGCAAAGCGCAUCCGUGAGAAGAAGGAGCGGAACUUGCGGAAGGCUCAGGAGAAGCAAGAGCGUGAGGAAGAGGAGGUCACGGAUAUCACCAUCACGGUGGUGUUCGGUGAGACUACCUUCAGCAUGACUAUCCCCAAGUCUUGCACUCUGAAGAUGUUCAGAGAGUUGUUGGGCGCUUUCCAUCCAAAGCUUUUCCCUUCCAAGAAGAUGCUCAAAGGUCUUCGCUAUGAGUUUGCUGGAAAGAGCAUCGAGGAGCAUGCGAGGAGGUGCUUUGGCGAGGGCAAGGGCAAGGAUGCUGGAUGGCGCAUGGUGAAUGGUUCGGUCGUCAGGGUGAGUGUCCGUGGACUCGGAGGAGGCAAGCGUGCCAUCACUUCCAGCGGUGGCAAGUCAAAGGAGGAAAGUCUCAAGUCGUUGGAUGACAUCAUCAACAUGUCGCUGUUGCGCUUCCAGAGCGUUCCGAAUGCCUCGCCUGCCAUCAGUGAGGUCGCCAAUCAGGUCACUCAGGCGCUUGGAAGUGUGAAGAGCGGAGCGCUUGACAUGGAUACCCUCAUCAAGUCGCUUCCAGAGAAGGACAUGGAAAAGUUGCUCUCGGUGACUGCCAUCUCUACGAAAAUGGAUGCUCGUUGCAAGGCUGUGAGCGACAUCAUCUUCUCCAGCAACCUGAAAAAACUCAAUGAGGUCAAGAACCAGUUGGAGACCUCCUACUACACGCUUCCUACCCUGACGCAGUAUAUCCUCACUGAAAAGUAUGGAGACGGUGCCUCCAACAUUUCUUGGACAUCCUUCACGUCAGCGGUGGGUCGCUCCAUCAAGGAACAUGCCAAAUCACAGAAGGGCACUGACGCAGAGAUGUAGACAAACAUCACUGAGAUGUGAUGCUCAUUGAUGUCAGUCAAUGAAAAAACACA
Messenger RNA from Effrenium voratum, 1390 nucleotides. NCBI's taxonomy places the organism in Eukaryota, Dinophyceae, Suessiales, Symbiodiniaceae. The record is from the annotation of a GenBank genome assembly.